Messenger RNA from Lepus europaeus (European hare), 2850 nucleotides. RefSeq names its product glutamate ionotropic receptor kainate type subunit 1 (gene GRIK1). Gene Ontology annotation, molecular function: kainate selective glutamate receptor activity; transmitter-gated monoatomic ion channel activity involved in regulation of postsynaptic membrane potential. NCBI's taxonomy places the organism in Eukaryota, Metazoa, Chordata, Mammalia, Lagomorpha, Leporidae. The record is from RefSeq and is a predicted model, not a curated record. Gene Ontology annotation, cellular component: presynaptic membrane; kainate selective glutamate receptor complex; plasma membrane. The transcript is spliced from 18 exons. Bases 1 to 2850 code for a protein of 949 amino acids. Gene Ontology annotation, biological process: synaptic transmission, glutamatergic; modulation of chemical synaptic transmission; monoatomic ion transport.
AUGGAGCGCGGCGCACUCCUCGCCCAGCCAGGGCUCGGGACCGCGGACACCAGCUGGGCGCUCCUCUAUUUCCUCUGUUUCGUCCUCCCCCCGUCCGCCCCGCAAGUACUCAGGAUCGGAGGGAUUUUUGAAACUGUGGAAAAUGAACCUGUUAAUGUUGAAGAAUUAGCUUUCAAGUUUGCAGUCACCAGCAUUAACAGAAACCGAACCCUGAUGCCUAACACCACAUUAACCUAUGACAUCCAGAGAAUUAACCUUUUUGAUAGUUUUGAAGCCUCACGGAGAGCGUGUGACCAACUGGCUCUCGGUGUGGCUGCUCUCUUUGGUCCAUCCCAUAGUUCCUCCGUCAGUGCUGUGCAGUCCAUUUGCAAUGCUCUCGAAGUUCCACACAUACAGACUCGCUGGAAACAUCCCUCGGUGGACAAUAAAGACUUGUUUUACAUCAACCUGUACCCAGAUUAUGCAGCUAUCAGCAGGGCCGUCCUGGAUUUGGUCCUUUAUUACAACUGGAAAACAGUGACGGUGGUGUAUGAAGACAGCACAGGUCUAAUUCGCCUGCAAGAGCUCAUCAAAGCUCCCUCCAGAUAUAACAUUAAAAUCAAAAUCCGCCAGCUGCCCUCUGGGAAUAAAGAUGCCAAGCCUUUACUGAAGGAGAUGAAGAAGGGCAAGGAGUUCUAUGUGAUAUUUGAUUGUUCACAUGAAACAGCUGCUGAAAUCCUUAAGCAGAUUCUGUUCAUGGGCAUGAUGACAGAGUACUACCACUAUUUUUUCACAACCCUGGACUUAUUUGCUUUAGAUCUGGAACUCUACAGGUAUAGCGGUGUAAAUAUGACUGGCUUUCGGCUGCUUAACAUUGACAACCCUCACGUGUCCUCCAUCAUUGAGAAGUGGUCCAUGGAGCGGUUGCAGGCCCCGCCCAGGCCGAAGACUGGCCUUUUGGAUGGCAUGAUGACCACUGAAGCAGCCCUGAUGUAUGAUGCUGUGUACAUGGUUGCCAUUGCCUCCCAUCGGGCCUCCCAGUUGACCGUCAGCUCCCUACAGUGUCAUCGGCACAAGCCAUGGCGCCUUGGGCCCAGAUUUAUGAACCUGAUCAAAGAGGCUCAGUGGGAUGGCUUGACUGGGCGGAUCACCUUCAAUAAAACUGAUGGCUUACGGAAAAAUUUUGAUCUGGACAUUAUUAGUCUCAAAGAGGAGGGAACUGAAAAGGCUGCUGGCGAAGUGUCUAAGCACUUGUAUAAAGUGUGGAAGAAGAUUGGGAUUUGGAACUCCAACAGUGGGCUUAACAUGACGGAGGGCAACAAAGACCGGUCCAACAAUAUCACUGAUUCACUAGCCAACAGAACUCUCAUCGUCACCACCAUUCUGGAAGAACCUUAUGUGAUGUACAAGAAAUCGGAUAAGCCCCUAUAUGGAAAUGACAGAUUUGAAGGGUAUUGCUUGGACCUAUUGAAAGAAUUGUCAAACAUCCUGGGUUUCAUUUAUGAUGUUAAACUAGUCCCUGAUGGCAAAUAUGGAGCCCAGAAUGACAAAGGAGAGUGGAAUGGGAUGGUCAAAGAGCUCAUAGAUCACAGGGCUGACCUGGCAGUGGCUCCUCUUACCAUCACCUAUGUACGGGAGAAAGUCAUUGACUUCUCGAAGCCCUUCAUGACCCUGGGCAUCAGCAUUCUCUACCGGAAGCCCAAUGGGACUAACCCGGGUGUCUUCUCCUUCCUCAACCCCCUGUCACCAGAUAUUUGGAUGUAUGUGCUCUUAGCCUGCUUGGGAGUCAGUUGUGUACUCUUUGUGAUUGCAAGGUUUACACCCUACGAGUGGUAUAACCCCCACCCAUGCAACCCUGACUCAGACGUGGUGGAAAACAAUUUUACUUUACUGAAUAGUUUCUGGUUUGGAGUUGGAGCUCUCAUGCAGCAAGGAUCAGAGCUGAUGCCCAAAGCUCUAUCGACCAGAAUAGUUGGAGGAAUUUGGUGGUUUUUCACCCUAAUCAUCAUUUCAUCCUACACUGCCAAUCUGGCUGCCUUCUUAACAGUAGAGAGAAUGGAAUCCCCCAUAGACUCAGCAGAUGAUCUGGCAAAGCAAACCAAGAUAGAAUAUGGGGCAGUCAGAGAUGGAUCAACAAUGACCUUCUUCAAGAAAUCAAAAAUAUCCACUUAUGAGAAGAUGUGGGCAUUUAUGAGCAGCCGACAGCAGACAGCCCUGGUCAAAAACAGUGAUGAGGGCAUACAGAGAGUGCUCACCACGGACUAUGCUUUGCUGAUGGAGUCCACUAGCAUCGAGUAUGUUACACAGAGAAACUGCAACCUCACUCAGAUCGGGGGCCUCAUUGACUCCAAAGGUUACGGAGUAGGAACACCUAUCGGCUCUCCUUACCGGGAUAAAAUCACAAUUGCUAUUCUUCAACUACAAGAAGAAGGGAAGCUGCAUAUGAUGAAAGAGAAAUGGUGGCGAGGGAACGGCUGCCCUGAGGAAGACAACAAAGAAGCCAGUGCUCUGGGAGUGGAAAAUAUUGGGGGCAUCUUCAUUGUUCUGGCUGCCGGACUGGUCCUUUCUGUGUUUGUAGCCAUUGGAGAGUUUAUAUACAAAUCACGGAAGAACAACGAUGUUGAACAGAAAGGAAAGUCAUCAAGAAUUAGAUUUUAUUUUAGGAACAAAGUAAGGUUUCAUGGGAGAAAAAAACAAAGCCUUGGUGUAGAGAAGUGUCUCUCUUUCAAUGCCAUUAUGGAAGAACUUGGAAUCUCACUCAAAAAUCAGAAAAAAUUAAAGAAAAAGUCAAGAACUAAGGGGAAAUCUUCCUUCACAAGUAUCCUUACUUGUCAUCAGAGACGAACUCAGAGAAAAGAGACAGUGGCAUGA